Phanerochaete carnosa HHB-10118-sp is the source of this 1371-nucleotide messenger RNA. RefSeq lists its product as uncharacterized. The transcript is spliced from 8 exons. Lineage: Eukaryota; Fungi; Basidiomycota; Agaricomycetes; Polyporales; Phanerochaetaceae. Gene Ontology annotation, biological process: fatty acid metabolic process. The record is from RefSeq and is a predicted model, not a curated record. The coding region runs from base 1 to 990 and encodes 329 amino acids. Gene Ontology annotation, molecular function: medium-chain fatty acid-CoA ligase activity.
AUGCUCCGAGCGGGGCUCGCCGUUGCGCCUAUCGCGCUGACAAACUCGCCUGCGGCCAUCGCACAUCUCCUGCGAGAGACGUCGACAACGCACGUGCUUGUCAGCGACGACAAACCCGCGCGCACGCUUGUCGAUGCGGUGCUCGAACUGAUUGUGGAUGCCGGAGGGCAGCCUCCGGUUGCUGUUCCGAUGCCCAAGUUUGCCGAGAUAUUCGACAAGGACCGGCCCGCCGAGUUUUUGCCGGAGCGGGUAUACGAUUAUACAAGUCCUGCCAUCUAUGUGCAUUCAUCUGGAUCAACAUCACUACCCAAGCCCAUCGCUUGGACGCAUGCCUCGUUUCUGCAGGUAGCAGCGACUCCAUGCUUUGGCUCGCAUGACCUCCGCGACGAGGUGUUCGGCAUCCAGGGCCUUUCGAUGGCCCACGCCAGCGGCCUGAAUCACAUCGCCUUUCUUGUUUCGAGCGGAUACACAGCAGCUACCCUACCACCUGGGCCGCCGUAUGUUAUCCCGACGCCUGAGAUCGUGAUGGACUCUUUCCGGGACACAAAGCCCACAUUCGUGAUCUGUGUGCCAAGCUACUUAGAGGCUUGGUCUCACACGGAGGAAGACAUUGACGUCUUGAAGAGCCUUAAGGCCAUCGGCUACGGAGGUGGACCUCUGGCGAAAGCUCUCGGUGACGCUCUGGUGACUAAGGGUGUGCCCGUGUGCGCUCUCUACGGAUCAAGUUGCAAUGAUUGCGACCGGGCCAAGAACGCUGGUCUGCGCAGGCGCAUCGGCGUCGGCGUCGACGUCGGCGCCCGCCAGGCUUGUAACGGUCCUGCCUGCUCUGUGCAUGGCGGGGACGACGUCAUGAUACGUGAGGCGCACGAGCUCGCCGCUCUCACGAUCUUGGAGCCGUCUAUCGGCGGAUGCUUGAAGGUGCAUCCUUCCUUGGGUGACGGCAUCGGCACUGGCAGCACACACCUCUCUGUGGCGGGCAUGUCGAAGUAAGUGAGUAUAAUGACGAGGAGGAGGACGUGCAGGGUGUAUUAGGGUCAAGCGUGAGCAAGUUGUGGGCUGUACCUGCUCCUCGCACCGCGCGUGCCCGAGUACUUGAUGUGGGCGAAGUAUGAUUCGAGGCAUGAUAGCUUCGAAGGUCGCAUGAUUCUAUCAUAGAUGCAGAUGUACAGUUUUAGGUGAAAGAUCUCGCAUGCCCAAGACCGUCAGAUUGCAGAGUAAUCGGUUCUCCAGCGCGCCGAGAACUCACGGACAAGGAAACAAAAAGCCGGAGCUUGAGGUGCGAGAUGCGAAACAUUUUAUUGAGGUACAGGCGUACUUGCUGGCUGAGUACGGCUGCUGGCGAUGGCGCCACAAAGGCGAUGGUGGUGGUCG